UUAAGCGAAUAAAUUAAGCGAUUAAACCCCUUUUUUUUUUUGGCAAUUAAAGCUCAAGGCAAAGGAGAAGUUGAAAUAAAAUUUGAUAGAAAGCAAAACGAAGAAGCGGCAGUGGCGAUGGCGGCGAGGUUUUGGUUGUUGAGGCUAACCCUAAUAAGUGUAAGCGUGGUUGGGUUGGUGUACGGUAACUCGGAAUCAGACGCUUUGUACACGCUGAGGAAGAGCUUAUCGGAUCCCGAUAACGUGCUGCAGAGCUGGGAUCCCACACUCGUCAACCCCUGCACUUGGUUCCACAUCACCUGCAACCAGGACAAUCGCGUUACCCGACUGGAUUUAGGUAAUUCAAACCUCUCUGGACAUCUGGUACCUGAACUUGGAAAACUUGAGCAUCUUCAAUAUCUGGAGCUUUACAGAAAUAAUAUUCAUGGAACUAUUCCAGCUGAGCUUGGUAACCUGAAGAGCCUCGUUAGCUUGGACUUAUAUAACAACAACAUAUCAGGGACAAUUCCUCCUUCAUUAGGGAAAUUGAAAUCACUUGUGUUCUUACGUCUCAAUGACAACAGAUUAAGUGGGCCAAUCCCCAGGGAUCUCGUUGGUCUUGCAAGCCUCAAAGUUGUGGAUGUAUCGAGCAAUGAUUUGUGUGGAACAAUUCCUACCAGUGGACCAUUUGAGCACAUUCCUCUGAGCAACUUUGAGAACAACCAUCGACUUGAAGGUCCGGAGUUGUUGGGGCUUGCAAGCUACGACACCAACUGCUCGUGAGAAAGGAUGGAAUCUUGACUCUGCUUUGAAUUAGAUACUGUACCUUUUCAUGGAUUGGUUCAAGUUCAAUCCCUCAUAUAAAAAGUAUUUGUAAAUUUUAUGAUACUAAUGGCAUUGGCAUUAUGACGGUGCCUAUAAUUCUCUAUCGCUGUGCGUUUGGUAUAAUAUGUCAAUACACUAUUUAGUAGCAGUUAAAGUUUUAGUUACAGCGCA
Rosa rugosa (rugosa rose) is the source of this 975-nucleotide messenger RNA. Its product is annotated as leucine-rich repeat protein 1-like. The transcript has 6 exons. NCBI's taxonomy places the organism in Eukaryota, Viridiplantae, Streptophyta, Magnoliopsida, Rosales, Rosaceae. The record is from RefSeq and is a predicted model, not a curated record. Gene Ontology annotation, molecular function: protein binding. The coding region runs from base 118 to 762 and encodes 214 amino acids.